Molecule: messenger RNA, 1857 nt
Organism: Mauremys reevesii (Reeves's turtle)
Lineage: Eukaryota; Metazoa; Chordata; Testudines; Geoemydidae
Gene: VBP1
Product: VHL binding protein 1
Exons: 6
Coding region: 62-655 (197 amino acids)
Biological process (GO): tubulin complex assembly; protein folding; microtubule-based process
Cellular component (GO): prefoldin complex; cytoplasm
Molecular function (GO): tubulin binding
Source: RefSeq, a predicted model, not a curated record
UGUGGCUCGGCGGAGGCAGGCCGCGCGGACGCACGGCACGCACCGCCGUCGGUUCCCCAAGAUGGCGGCGGCCACCAGCGGCGAGAUUUGUUGCAGCGAGGCGCCCGCGGGCGGAAAACGGGGCCACCUGGGCAUCCCCGAGGCCGUGUUCGUGGAGGAUGUAGAUUCUUUUAUGAAACAGCCUGGAAAUGAAACUGCAGAUGUAGUACUUAAGAAGCUGGAUGAACAAUAUCAGAAAUAUAAAUUUAUGGAACUUAACCUUGCUCAGAAGAAAAGGAGGCUAAAAAGUCAGAUUCCUGAAAUUAAACAGACAUUAGACAUUUUAAAAUAUAUGCAGAAGAAAAAGGAAUCCACAAACCCAAUGGAGACCAGGUUUUUAUUGGCAGAUAAUCUCUACUGUAAAGCAUCAGUUCCUCCUACGGAUAAAGUCUGUUUGUGGUUGGGGGCCAAUGUGAUGCUUGAAUACGAUAUCGAUGAAGCCCAGGCUCUGUUAGAAAAGAAUCUGUCAACAGCCACAAGAAAUCUUGAGUCUCUAGAGGAAGACCUGGAUUUUCUUAGAGAUCAGUUCACCACCACAGAAGUUAAUAUGGCUAGAGUUUAUAAUUGGGAUGUAAAGAGAAGAAACAAGGAUGAUCCUUCCAAAAACAAAGCAUAGUUCUACCAAUUUUAAAUGUGCUUACGAUUUCCAAAUACUUUUAUUUUAAACACCCCCGAAAUUCAUCCUUAAGGGACUGAGUUAAGUUAAUCAUUUCGAUAAAUGAUGAAAUAUAUAAAAUCAGUAAUAAUGGUGAGCGCCAUUUUAUUUAUUUGUAAACUCACAAUUUGGUUUCAUGCAUGCUUCAUGAAAUUCUGAAUUAUUUGAAAGGAUACCACACGGUCCAACAAAGGGCAUAGCAUUUUUGACCAGUUCAAUCUGUUUGUCAUAAGUAACUUCUUUACCUGAAGGUUUGUCUAAAUAUGUGAGGUGCAUGUAUGAAAUUGAGUUUAGGACAUUUUAUAAGGUUAUUGUAAUGUAAGGGUUUACUUGUUUCAUGUUUGCUGAUGUGUUGUAUACACUUGAUGAGGUGAAAAAUAACUUUGGGGUGGGGAAGACAUGCAGCUGAUAAUUUAGCAAACAGAAAAUACAGUGAAAUCCUGGGUUACAUUUCUUAGUCAAUUACUGCUUUGGCAACAUCAACCCAUAAGCAUUCCCAGAGAUGUACUUUGGACAAACUUGAUUUUAAUCAAUUCUGGGUUAGCCAACUGAUAGCUACUGAAUUUUCUGCACUUUACAUACAACAGUUCAUGAUUUGUCUUCAGAAAAGAACAGUUAAUGGAUUUCAUUCAAUAAACAGCACAAGCUAUAUCAAGACUGCACAUCGUCUCGCCCCAGGUCCCUUUCACAUACACGCACACACUGUUUAUCUUUGCAAAUCUAUAGAACUAGCACCUCAAAAUGCUAAUAUCCUAUAAUACAAGAAAACCCCCACUUACAGCCCUUAGACAAGAAGACGACUAGUUCAAAUGUCUUAACACUUUUGCAAAGCCUCCUAGGUGAAACCUGUAUUAACUAUGGAUGGUCUAUUGGAGCACAGCUUCUGUUGUAAACAGGCUUAAUAUUUUUUUUUCAGUUAUAAUGAAGCCUCACAAGAUUGUUGCCUUUUACCUCUGCAGUUUUCUCCUAAAACAAAAUGCACACAUGGUGGUGAAAUUAGUGGUUAGUAUUUACACUGCUGAGUGACUGGUAAUACAGGUUUUGCUAGAAAAUAAAUGCAAAUGUUAACUGUUCUAUCUUCAUGUAAUAAACAAUAUACCUGUAAAGUUUUUGUACUUUUAUUUCAUGAUAUUAAAAUAGUGAAACUCAGCACUUGUGGCGAA